UUUUGUUUGGAUUUUCUCAUGAUGUUUAAUCUUUAAUCCAGGUUGACCUCUUUAAUGGAAGUUGGUUCUGGUAAAUGGUUAUCUGAACUGGAAAUGGAGGAUCCCACGCUAUUCCCACACCAAUACCAAACGAUGAACCCUUUUGACUAUUCAUCUCAUGAUAUAAAUUUCAACCCUUUCUCUCCUGAAAACUAUGCAUGCAAUCCAUGUAUCAAUGAUAGUUUAUUCGUUGGAGCUUCUAAUGAGAUGGACGACGACGACUUUAAAAGGCCAAUGAAACAACUCAAGACCAACAGUUGGAGCUCUUGCAUUACAGAAAAUCAAAUCCCACCACCGCCACCAACAAAGGCAGCAUCGUCGUCGUCUUCUUCCCAUAUAAUCUCCUUCGGCAACUCGAAUUCGUCGCCGGCGGCUAUAUCUCGGCAAUUCUAUGAUGUGGAACCCAAAACUGAGGCGGGUAAUUAUUGGGAUGGAAACAUGGGAUACAGGAGGGAGCAGUAUUGUUCAAGUAAAUCUGGGCAGGUUUCGAGGUCAAGGAGUCCAAUACAUGCUCAAGAUCAUGUAAUUGCUGAACGAAAACGCCGUGAAAAGCUUAGCCAGAGUUUCAUUUCUCUUGCGGCACUUAUUCCUGGCCUCAAAAAGACAGACAAGGCCUCGGUUCUUGGAGACGCUAUCAAGCACUUGAAACAACUUCAAGAUCGAGUUAAUGUGCUUGAGAAACAAGUUGCUAACAAAACAAUGGAAUCAGUGAUCUCUGUAAGGAAAACCCAGAUUUAUGCAGAUGAUGAGACGAUAUCUUCGUCCAAUGAGAAUUCCGAUGGCCGAUCUAACGACGUCUUCCCUGAGAUUGAAGCGAGAGUUUCGGACAAGGACGUGUUGAUUAGGAUCCAAUGUAAGAACAACAAAGGGUGCAUACCAAACAUCAUAGGCGAGGUCGAAAAGCUUCAUCUCUUUGUGCUCAAUACCAGUGUCUUGCCCUUUGGACAAGACACUCGUGACAUAACUAUUACUGCUCAGAUGGAAGCUGAAUUUUCGAUGACAGCGAAGGAUCUUGUGAAAAGCAUACGACUAGCUUUGCUCAAGUUCAUCAAGUGAUGAAACUGCAACACCAUGUUCACACUGAGUAGAAGAUUGGAAGA
This is a messenger RNA of Hibiscus syriacus, 1139 nucleotides long. RefSeq names its product transcription factor bHLH18-like. Bases 55 to 1095 code for a protein of 346 amino acids. The transcript is spliced from 4 exons. Gene Ontology annotation, molecular function: protein dimerization activity. NCBI's taxonomy places the organism in Eukaryota, Viridiplantae, Streptophyta, Magnoliopsida, Malvales, Malvaceae. The record is from RefSeq and is a predicted model, not a curated record.